CCCCCCGGGGUUGAGCAGCAAGUGUGAAUGGAAAAUAGUGCGAAAAGUUGGAAAGAAAAGCAAACACGUUCAACCGCCGCACAGUAAUUAUGGUUGUGUUGUGUGGUGGCGUUAUUGGGCAAAUUAUCGGUGAAAGAGAAACGAAGUGAGUUUCGGUAGUUAUCCAAAAAAAAAAGAAAAAUAAUAAAUAAAGAAGCUCCAUCGAUGGGAGUGAUAGUGUCGAAAGAGGUGCCGAUUAGUGCAAUUCGAAUUGUUGUUGAAGUACACAAUCACAAAGGGCUCUCGAUCACGUGUGAAACGGAAAGCACACACCGACCAGCUCGGGGCGGGAAACUGCGGCGUUUGAUUCCCAUGAUCGUGAUCGCGUCUGGGUCAACAGGGAACGAGGUUAAGGAAUUGGAAAGAUUGAAAGAAGGAUGCAACGCUGCUUAAAACGCUGAUUGUAAGUGAAAGAGUAACAGGGAGGAAGUCUCCCUUCAAGAUGGCGUACGUUGUUUGGCGCGUGCUUUUGAAGCAGUAUUCAAAGGUUCGUCUGGGCAUUCAGAGGAACCCAUCGGUGGAAGAUGAUAUUUCUCCAACAACCCGUCGUACGAAAUCUUUCGACGAUCAAGCGUGGAAAGUGCAUGACGAAACGGUGAACCUAUCUGCAAACAUUUCCGCCAUAUCAACCACCGCACUGGCAAUUCGUUCGCCUCGGGUAGACUACGAUCUGGAAUCGCUGAGCAGCUCUAGAGAGCCCCGAUCAAGAUCGUCCGGAUUGGAUGAAGUGUUGGUCGCGGGCGGUAUAGAAGAUUUAACCAGUGAUGCACAUAGUUCUACUCUGAGCCGUGGUGAAGUGCGCAAAAGUCGUUCCAAAAUGAAGAGUUACCUGAAACGUUGUAAGGAUGUGCUAAUUAGUGGUGUGGUAGGACAUACGGGUAGUGUUACGUCCGGCUGUCCAAACACCAACACAGCUGAGGAUCAUCAGGAUGUGGUAGUGUACCAUGCGCAGAGUGAUGAAUCACAGCCAAAUAGUACGUCCUGUUGGUAUUUGGACGAUCACUUGGUGGAGUUACGGCCGGAAGAUAACCGUGAGCCAUACUCCUCACUCGCUUCAGCACGGCUGAAGUCAGAGUUGGAGGAGUCGCGAAUGGCCAGGGAGGCUAAGAUAGAUGCUGAGAGAAGUCUGGACGAGGUUGCAGUAGUUGGUGCAGAUGUACCUACCGCAAAUGUAACGACAAUUGUCACGAAUACUGCGAGUAGUAGUGUAGCAAGAAUUGGAGGAACUUCCGAUCAACUGCAACAUUCUACAGAAAGUACAUCCAAUGCUGAUGUAUUUUCUGAGGAUCCUGGCCAAUCAACGACGCUACAGUCGGAUGCGCUACCGGGCGGUUUGGUGGGACCGCUUGCUACACUAACCCGGGACGGUUUAUCAUCGGCGCAUGGCAGUAGCGUUAGCAGCAGCAUCGAGAGUCUGAUCGACCAUUACCUGGGGCCACUGUAUCCGGACUAUGCGGACCACACGCGUCCGAUGUUGAUCCGACAGGCGCGCGAUUUGCUCGUCUGCACGUUUCACGGCGAUCUGGAGCGGUUCGAGAGUGACUUCCUGCGUCCGGGCACCGAUAUCGUCCGGGAGCUGCGAUGCGCUUAUCAACGGGGCAAGGAUUUGAGCUGGUGUGACGGUUGGCCACUGGCUGUUGCAGGAGCCUUGGUGCUCCAUCUUGGGGCUCUUGAUGAAUCGCUGGUCCGAUCGCAGGAUACGUACCUUUGCAUUCGACCGGAGCCGGAUACAAGCAAACCCGAGCUCUAUGCAGUUUGGCGUGGCACAUCCACAUCCUCAGCAGCAGCAGCAGGAGCAGCAACAGCGUCAAACGUUGCCCCCAACGCAACUCAACACCCAUCGAUCGUGUACCGUCGGUUGGAUCCGAUCCGUGAUCCGAUCACCCCUCUAGCUGUGGAGAUGCUAACGGAAGAUCUGCCCGCACUGUUGCAAAACCUUCUGGUCGGCAUCGAGCGGGCGAUCAGCCGCGUCCCGCUGGAGGACCUUUCCUUUCCCACCAUCGACGGUGGUACGACGCUAUCGGCUACCGUUACCGAUCCGCUCCACGCAUCCGAUCCGGACGAGAACGGUGAGCGGUGCGAAACUGAGCGUAGCGUUGUGCAGCACGGCAGCAGCGCACCGGGCACACCCAAGCUUGGGCUGCUGAAGCGUCGCGAACUGAUCACCAAAAACAACAAGCUGCUAAUCAACAGCAAGUACACGCAGCUCAAGCGACAACCGCUGGCGACGGUCGUUUCCGGUGCGAACCUGUCAACGGUUGCCGGCAGACCAGUGCCGGGGGCGACCGGUGGUAAUCAAAACGGUCCACACGUCAACGGUGGAAAAAGUGAAAAUGCUCCACAGAUCGGUAGCAAUCAGUGUAAUGACGGCCUAAGCGUAACCAUCUGCGACACCGGUGGAGAUGAGGGCGAUGGUGGUGGUGGCGGUGGCGGUGGUGGCCAAGAAGGAGAUAAUCAGCAAUCAACAGCGGGUGAAGUAGGUUCGAUAGCUGCGGCGACAGCAGCAGGGAUGCCACUAUUCUGUCUAGGCGGUUCCUUUCCACACAUCGACAGUGACGAGGAAAGCAGCGACGAGCAAAAGAAGUGCGAACCAGCACCUCAUCUACCGCACGAGAUCGUUGCCCCACGAUCGAUCCGCGAGCUACCGGAGAAACUUUUAACAUCAGGAAUUUCAAUACCAGGAACGCACGAUCGCUCCGGCUCACCGAUCAUCUACAUCGAGGUGGAGCAAACGCUCGCAUCAGGUUUGAACUGUUACGAAAUUGCAACAGUGCUACUGUACUACAACACCCUACCGAUCCAAAGACCCGCCCAUUACACACUGCAUCUGCUGGUGAACGAAAGUGCACAGCUUACCUUUCUCGACACGAUCGAGAGCACGCUGCAACUGCUGGACGGCCAUCUGAAGCUGUCCGCAAUCUUCGUAUCGGGUGCGUACGAUGCAACGGAACAGCAGGCCGGUUUGAAGCAACCGAAGGAAUAUCUCCGACCGGGGAGUGUGCGCGUACGCUAUCUGAACAACGAAACGAUCAAGAACUUUAUCAGCACGGACAAUCUGCCGAUCCAGUGCUGUGGUUUCUACGUGCACAAUCAGCGCGAGUGGGUUGAUUUCUUCCAGCUGCUGGAAACGCUGCAGCAACAGUGCGUCGAAACGGGGCGCCGUUUAGUGGGCGUACUGAGCGAUCUGCGCACCAUGGAGGCACAGCAGCAUCAGACGGGGCAGCAUCAGCCGACCCAGCAGCAGUCCGGUGUGGCAACGACACGCCGCCAGCUACAUUCGCAGCAUCGGGCGCUUAGUCGGGCGUUGAUGGACUCGGAGCUGCAGAGUUUGCGCCGCAAAGGGCCCAACACCAUCCAGCGGUUGCAGGACAAGCUGACGGUUAUCAACAACAGACAAACGCUUAAACAAACCAAAAAUUUAGUUAGAGCCUUUAGUGUAGAUAGUAGCAUGCGUAGUAGCGUUAACGGAGCUAGUAUUACCACCCACGGCGCCGAAUCGAACCGGGCCGAUAUCGAGCAGGACAUAAUAAAUGGGCGGCUGGCGGAAGUGAUCGGCAUCUACGGUGAGGUGGAUCGGGCCGCACGCAAACUGGAGCAGCUGACCGAACAACGGCGGGAGCGAUUGCGCGAGCUGACACGCCAGCGAGCCCUGGACGAUGAGAUCAAUGAGGUCAUCUGCUGGAUGCGUAACGAAGGUGAACAAUCGCUCCGUACGUACAGUGAACCGAGUGCCCUCGAAUGUCCCGACACGGCCAAGGAUUGUGAGACACAGUUCGAGCAGUUCUAUUACACUGCCCGGAAGCAUGUCAGCAAGGGGCGGGAUCUGUGCGAUGCAUCCGGCGAGCUGGAAAUUAUGCGCGAAAACCUCAAGCUGCUGAAGGACUGUGUGGAUGAGUUCCAGGAGCGGUUGGAGCGGGUACGCGAACGGAUUGAAGGGGCGGCCCGUCUACAUACACUGCUCGGUAUGCAGCAACUCAAGCUGGACGAUGACAUCCGUACGGAGAUGCUAAAGUUGGCGGAGAAGAUAGAAGCACCGACGCGGUUGAUGGAACGCUGCCGACGUUUGGUACCGACGGUACAUAGUGAACCACACGACAGCAGCUCCAGAUCAGCUGGGCAUAAUGGGGAAGGUGCCACCGAUGAACAAUCCAUCAACCAUAGUGUCCAUAACCAACAAUUCCUCAACCAUCAGAACCAUAGCAGCAGCAACAAUAACAACAGUACCAGUGAUAAUAUAAGUUUAGAUAUAAGCAUGUCGGAUGAUACGAUCACCGCUACCAGCACGCCGGAGAAGGGCAAGUUUGGUCCACCGCCACCACCGCCACCAUUACAGUCACUGCCAACACUCAAUGAGCAGACCACGGAUGCCGGACAUCGCGAUCACAGUCAGGAGAGUCAGGGAACGACGAUAAGACACCAGCGAAGUCAGAACCAUCAUCACCACAAUCACCAUCAUAACCACCACCACCAUCACCAGCGACACGAGGAAGAGGACGAGGAACUAUCGAAGAUGGCCGACUCGGGACUUGGUGGGUGUGAUCGAUGCGAAGGUAACAGUAAGCUGGAAAGGACUUGCUCCUGUCAAAGUUUCGAUGAUCCUAAGAAUGUUUGCAACAACAGUGACGAUCUGGACGAGGAUUGCUUUGAAGGUAUCUCAAAGCCACCGCUGGAUUUGCAAAUACCGCUGCAGGCGAAUGCACAUCUGUACUGUCAUGCCUCCAACCUGCAGCUAGACUACGAAGAGAACAAUCCAUUUGACCAGAAGACGCAAAAGACGCUUCUAUUGAUCAUGCGCGAAAUGAUUGGCACAGAACGCGACUACGUCCGCUCGUUGCAGUACGUGAUCGAGAACUACACGCAGGAGCUGUUGCGCGAGGACAUACCGCAGGCAUUGCGCGGUCAACGGAACGUCAUCUUUGGCAACAUCGAGCGUAUCUGCGAGUUUCACCGGCAGCAUUUUCUUAGCGAGCUGGAAAGCUGCGAACAUCACCCGCUGAAGGUCGGUACCGCAUUCCUCCGGCACGAGUCCAAGUUCUAUCUGUACGCACUGUACAACAAGAACAAACCGAAAAGUGACUCGCUGAUGAGUGAAAACGGUACCCAGUUCUUUAAGGCGAAACAGAUCGAGCUGAACGACAAGAUGGAUCUGGCCUCGUACCUGUUGAAACCGGUGCAACGGAUGGGCAAGUACGCACUAUUACUGCAGCAGCUAAUGAAGGCGUGCGCUGAUGUGCAACACACGAAUUCGAAUCCGGAAAUACUGGAAGAUUUGGAGAUGUUACAGAAGGCGGAAGAGAUGGUACGCUUCCAGCUGCGCCACGGUAACGAUCUGCUAGCGAUGGACAGCUUGCGUGAUUGUGACGUGAACGUGAAGGAGCAGGGUCGUCUACUGCGCCAGAACGAGUUUCUCGUGUGGGAGGGUAAGGCGGGCAAGAAGUCACUACGGCAGGUGUUCCUGUUCGAGGAGUUGGUACUGUUCAGCAAGGCGAGAAGAUUCCCGGAUCGGAAGAAUUUGGACAUCUACAUCUACAAAAACAGUAUCAAAACGUCCGACAUUGGACUGACGGCGCAUGUUGGGGAUUCACCGUACCGGUUUGAGAUUUGGUUCCGCAAGCGAAAGCCCGGUGACACCUGGACACUGCAGACGAUGAGCGAGGACGUGAAGAAUGCCUGGACGGAGGAGAUUUCGAAGUUACUGUGGAAGCAGGCGAAGCGUAAUCGUGAGAUUCGGCUAGCCGAGAUGUCGUCAAUGGGUAUCGGCAGUAAGCCGUGUCUAGACAUCCGUCCAAGUCAAGAUCAAAUCAACGAUCGGUCCAUCAGCAUCUCGCAGCUUGGCAAGGCACCUAAACUGCGCAACUCCUUCAUGGGUACACUGCCGGAGUCAAAGUCGAACAAACGGCCCCAAUCGAUCAUUUCCGUCAGCUCAUCCUCCUCGGGCAGUUCGUCGGUCAGUACCGGUACGAGUUCGACGACCAGUGGUUGCGAGGCAACGACGGUGAGUGUCAGUGGCAACAGUAGUAACUCGUCCGGAUCGUCCUCCGCCGCUAGCAAUAGUGGCAGUAGCAGUAGUGGUAGCAGCAGUGCUAGCAGUACAACCACAACCAGCAUCACCACGUGCAAGCGGUUAACGCUCAGCAUUACCGACCCGAAUGCUCCGGCACCGCUCAAGACGGGCUACAAGAAGCAUCAGCGAUCAACGACUCUCGUGAGCCAAUGUUCUAUGGAGAGUGGCAUCAUAGCUGAUAUUUCGCUCAGCCCGGACGAGGUGCUGGACAAUCCGCACUGGCCGCAUCAUCACCAUCACCAUCACCACCAUAGUAACCAUCAUCUACCAAAGCAUACCAACCUGAAAAAGACUCACAGUCUGGCAUCCUCAACGAUCAGCUCAGCUGGUCCUAUUUCGCUGCCUUCCUCCAUACCUUCGUCCAUUACCGGUCCGUUGGAGGAUGUUAGCAAACCGGAAGACAGCAAACCAGACAACAUGUCAUCCACGAUCGAAACAACCGACCACCAUACCAUAUCCGUGCAUCUGUAAAAUGAAAGAUCGAGCGGAACUACUACUACUACUACUACUGCUUUUGAGUAGUCUAAAUGAGCCUGACAGUCGAAAUUCACCCUGUACAAACCAUCGUUCCUGGUCCGAGUGCAAGUGUGUGUUUGUGCGUGUUAGUAUACGGGCGUGUUUUGCAUAAGUUGUGUUGUAAAUUAACCUGGCCGCGAAGUGUCGUCCGUUAUUAUCGUAAUUAGGUUUCUAUAAUAUUUCGUACUAGUAUUAUUAUUACCUUCUAUCGCUAUUUUAUAACUAUUGUUUAGAUGCUUGCAUAAUGGUGAGCUUUAGAAGGAUUUAACAAGAAAAAAACUGUUUCGAAAUAGCUAAAGCAUUAAAGAAAAAAAAACGUAAAAUAAAACAAACAAAUAAUAAACGAAUGCAAUUGUUAAUUAAACAUAGGAUCGCUGAAAAAAAAGUUUGUAAAAGCAAAUCUACGAGGGCAAAACGCGUAGGGAAGGCAACAUUCGAUAAGAAAGCUCUAAAUGUGAGGAACUUAAUUUAUUGUACUAGCGUGUUAAAUUGUAUCUUUAGCAAGAACGGAAAUUGAUCAUCUCUAAUGAGGGCCGAGCUAAGUGGACAAAACUUAUUAUGCAGAACAAAAAAAGGAGGAAACAAACAAAAUAAUCAAGCUACCAACUAAAUGUAAUGUAUUGAAUUCAGUUUUUUUGGACAACGUUCGCUUACAGAUCAAAUUAGUUUUAACAGAAAAACAGAGAGAGAGCGAGAGAGAGAGAGAGAGAGAGAGAGAGAGUUUUACUACGUUUCUUACGAUGUGCAUGAUUCCAUCGAACACAACCGUUAGUGUGUACGCUUUAAGUAAACCAUUUCACACGUGCUAUGUUUCGUCUGUUCUUUUCUUCCGUUCGUGCUUUUCUUUUUACUUUUGCUAUAAAAUAGAACCAUUGCGUUUUGUUUAGAUUGUAAACCUUGUGCGUGUGUAAGUGCUAUUCUUAUUCGCUACUGCUAGUAAUUAAUUCUUAGGGCCAACAGAAAGAACGAGAGGAAGAGACGCGCGAGAAGGGAGAGAAAGGGCGAGCGAUAAAGGUAUGAUAAGAAAUAUAUACUAUUUUAUUUACCUGUA
Molecule: messenger RNA, 7670 nt
Organism: Anopheles funestus (African malaria mosquito)
Lineage: Eukaryota; Metazoa; Arthropoda; Insecta; Diptera; Culicidae
Exons: 15
Coding region: 482-6574 (2030 amino acids)
Molecular function (GO): guanyl-nucleotide exchange factor activity
Source: RefSeq, a predicted model, not a curated record